Fukomys damarensis (Damara mole-rat) is the source of this 1765-nucleotide messenger RNA. RefSeq names its product cytochrome P450 11B1, mitochondrial. Gene Ontology annotation, biological process: cholesterol metabolic process; cellular response to peptide hormone stimulus; aldosterone biosynthetic process. The record is from RefSeq and is a predicted model, not a curated record. Gene Ontology annotation, cellular component: mitochondrion; mitochondrial inner membrane. The transcript has 9 exons. Gene Ontology annotation, molecular function: corticosterone 18-monooxygenase activity; iron ion binding; steroid 11-beta-monooxygenase activity. Lineage: Eukaryota; Metazoa; Chordata; Mammalia; Rodentia; Bathyergidae. The coding region runs from base 1 to 1506 and encodes 501 amino acids.
AUGGCAUUCAGGGUGAAGGCAGACAUGUGGCUGGCAGGGCCCUGGCUGUGCCUGAGAGGGGCCAGGACACUGGGCACCAGAGCAGUUAUGCCCCCCAAGGCCACGGUGCUGCCCUUUGAAGCCAUACCCCAAUGUCAGGGCAACAAGUGGUUGAGGGUGCUACAGAUUUGGAAGGAGCAAGGCAUUGAGGACAUUCACCUGGAGAUGCAUCGAACCUUCCAGGAGCUGGGGCCCAUUUUUAGGUAUGAUGUUGGAAGGACACAGAUAGUCUCUGUGAUGCUGCCAGAGGAUGCUGAGCGGCUGUACCAAGCAGAGAGCCUGUAUCCCUGCCGCAUGCACCUGGAGCCCUGGAUGGCCUACAAAGAGCACCGGGGGCAGAAGCCUGGAGUAUUCUUGCUGAAUGGGCCCGAAUGGCGCGCUAACCGACUGUGGCUGAACCCCAAUGUGCUGUCCCCAAAGGCAGUGCAAAAGUUCCUCCCCAUGGUGGACAUAGUGGCAAGAGACUUCUCAGAGGCCCUGAAGAAGAAGGUGCUACAGAAUGCCCAGGGAAUCCUGACUGAGGACAUCCAGCCCAGCAUUUUUUACUAUACCAUAGAAGCCAGCAACUUUGCACUUUUUGGAGAGAGGUUGGGCCUCUUUGGACAUAACCCUAGCUCUGACAGCCUGAAUUUCAUCCAUGCCCUGGAGGUCAUGCUGAAAUCCACUGGGCAGCUCAUGUACCUGCCCAGGCAUCUAUCUCGCUGGAUCAGCAGCAGGGUGUGGAAAGAGCACUUUGAGGCUUGGGACUACAUCUCUGACUAUGCUGACAAUUGGAUCCAGAAGACUUAUCAGAAACUUGUUUGUAGUUGCCCUCAGUACUACAGCGGCAUCAUGGCAGAUCUGCUAUUUCAGGGGAACUUGCCAGUAAAUGCCAUCAAGGCCAACAGUGUUGAGCUCACAGCAGGGAGUGUGGACACGACAGCCUUCCCCUUGAUGAUGACGCUCUUUGAGUUGGCCAGGAACCCCACUGUGCAGCAGGCCCUGCGCCAGGAAAGUCUGGCUGCUGAGCCCAGCAUUUCUCAGGAUCCUCAGAGGGCUAUCACAGAAUUGCCCCUGCUGCGAGCAGCCCUCAAAGAGUCCCUGAGGCUGUACCCUGUUGGUCUGUUUGUGGAGAGAAUCCUGAGCUCAGACUUGGUGCUUCAGAACUACCACAUCCCAGCUGGGACCUUGGUCCAUUUUUAUCUGUACUCAAUGGGCCGAAACCCCGAGGUGUUCCUGAGUCCAGAGCGCUAUAACCCCCAACGCUGGCUGGACAGCAGGCAGACUUUCCAUCACCUGGCUUUUGGCUUUGGGGUGCGCCAGUGUCUGGGGCGGCGUCUGGCAGAAGUGGAGAUGCUGCUGUUUCUGCAUCAUAUUCUGAAAUCCUUUCACCUGGAGACACCAGUCCAAGAGGAUGUGAAGUUGGCCUACCGCUUCGUUUUGAUGCCUGUCAACAUCCCCCCCCUCACUUUCCGGCCUGUCACCUAGUCAUACCUCCCCACCAAAGAUCCCAGGAACACCACCAUCCACUGUCUCCAUGAUCCUAGCCCCCGCCCCUUUUCUCCUGCAACAACACUGCUCCCUGGCCACACUGCUGGUGGAGGGCCCCCUGCUCAAACAGUUCCGGCAAAGCCCUGUGGAUGUGGGCUCAGUACACUGUGCAGCAAGGCCAGAGCAGCGCUCAGGAGGAUCAUGGUGGUCCUUUUUGGUUUUGUCCCCUCUCCAGCCCCACCCAGCUCAAUCUCCU